This is a messenger RNA of Brachypodium distachyon (stiff brome), 1932 nucleotides long. RefSeq names its product vacuolar-processing enzyme. Gene Ontology annotation, molecular function: cysteine-type endopeptidase activity. Gene Ontology annotation, biological process: vacuolar protein processing. Bases 142 to 1608 code for a protein of 488 amino acids. NCBI's taxonomy places the organism in Eukaryota, Viridiplantae, Streptophyta, Magnoliopsida, Poales, Poaceae. The transcript is spliced from 9 exons. The record is from RefSeq and is a predicted model, not a curated record.
CGUGGGCGCCGGCGCGUAAUAAAAGGAGACGUUGGAGGCUUUCCCUUCCUCCAGCCCGAAUUAAACCCCUCUCUCUUCUUCCUCCGCUCCAUUCCCUUCUUCGUCUCCACGGAACCCAAAAUCGGAACCAAACGCCAUCCCAUGGCGUCCUUCCGACUCCUUCCCCUCGCGCUGCUGCUCUGCGCCUGCCUCUCGGCGCACGCGCGGACCUCGCUCCUGGAGCAGACCAUUCGGCUCCCGUCGCAGCGCGGCGCGGCGGGGCAGCAGGAGGUCGACGAUGACUCCGUCGGGACCAGGUGGGCCGUCCUCAUCGCCGGCUCCAACGGGUACUACAACUACCGCCACCAGGCAGAUAUCUGCCACGCCUACCAGAUUAUGAAGAAGGGCGGCCUCAAGGACGAGAACAUCAUUGUCUUCAUGUAUGAUGAUAUUGCACACAACCCGGAGAAUCCAAGGCCCGGUGUCAUCAUCAAUCACCCCCAGGGUGGAGAUGUCUAUGCUGGAGUCCCAAAGGACUAUACGGGGAAGGAGGUUAAUGUCAAGAACUUCUUUGCUGUCCUGCUCGGCAAUAAAGCUGCUGUGAGUGGUGGGAGUGGCAAAGUUGUGGACAGUGGCCCUAACGAUCACAUUUUCGUUUUUUACAGUGACCAUGGGGGUCCUGGUGUCCUUGGCAUGCCUACCUACCCAUACCUUUAUGGUGAUGAUCUUGUAGAUGUGCUGAAGAAGAAACACGCUGCUGGAACCUACAAAAGCUUGGUAUUUUACCUUGAAGCCUGCGAAUCCGGGAGUAUCUUUGAGGGGCUUCUGCCGAAUGACAUCGGCAUCUACGCGACCACUGCGUCGAACGCAGAGGAGAGCAGCUGGGGGACGUACUGCCCUGGAGAGUACCCGAGCCCUCCGCCAGAAUACGACACCUGCUUGGGCGACUUGUACAGCAUUGCUUGGAUGGAAGACAGCGAUGUCCACAACCUGCGAACUGAAUCUCUUAAGCAGCAGUAUGACCUGGUCAAGAAGAGGACGGCGCCUGAGAACUCAUACAGUUAUGGAUCCCAUGUGAUGCAAUACGGUUCUUUGGACCUGAAUGCUGAACAUCUUUUCUUGUACAUUGGGUCAAAUCCUGCUAACGACAACACCACCUUUGUGGAAGGAAACUCACUGCCGUCAUUCUCAAGAGCUGUUAAUCAGAGGGAUGCUGAUCUUGUUUACUUCUGGCAGAAGUACCGGAAAUUGGCUGAGAGCUCCCCUGCCAAAAACGAUGCUCGGAAGGAAUUGCUUGAAAUGAUGGCCCACAGAUCUCAUGUUGACAACAGUGUCGAGCUGACUGGAAACCUUCUGUUUGGUUCUGAGGAUGGUCCCAUGGUGUUGAAGACUGUUCGCACAGCUGGUGAACCUCUUGUUGAUGACUGGGGCUGUCUCAAGUCUACGGUCCGUGCUUUCGAAUCACAAUGUGGCUCUUUGGCACAGUAUGGAAUGAAGCACAUGCGAUCAUUCGCAAAUAUCUGCAAUGCUGGCAUCCUUCCUGAAGCGACAGCAAAGGUCGCGGCUCAGGCUUGCCCAAGCAUCCCAGCCAACCCCUGGAGUGCCACACACAAGGGUUUCAGUGCUUAGAUCAUAGGUUAAUCAAACUUAGUAUUUCGGAUACUGCACCAUACCAAUUUCCCUUCCUAUUCACACAGGGUUGGUAGUGCUUCAACGAACCUUGGUGAAUCAGCUAUGCGUUAUUUCAGCUAUUCUACAAUAGCAAGUUGCCUUAGUUAUGCUCGACUUAUGAUGUACAUAUACCAUAGUAGGAAGUGAUUUGGGAAUAUUACCUGUGAUUGCUGUACAUACUUGUGAUUGGUAAUAUGAUAUGUUAGAUAUAGCUCGCAACUCCCUGUAUGAAGAAUGCAUUCUUUCUAUUUCUAUGUCGCCUGAGUAAUCUCAUGUUGAACA